Cyprinodon variegatus (sheepshead minnow) is the source of this 2509-nucleotide messenger RNA. RefSeq lists its product as uncharacterized. Gene Ontology annotation, biological process: intracellular signal transduction; negative regulation of T cell activation. The coding region runs from base 465 to 1919 and encodes 484 amino acids. The record is from RefSeq and is a predicted model, not a curated record. The transcript has 8 exons. Lineage: Eukaryota; Metazoa; Chordata; Actinopteri; Cyprinodontiformes; Cyprinodontidae. Gene Ontology annotation, cellular component: membrane raft; plasma membrane.
UGUCACAUGGAAGCAAGGCAGCUGAGCUGAGGGGAUGUGAGCAGAGAUGGAGGGGGCUUAAGGGACCGAGGCAGCCGCAGAUCAUUUUGGAGACGCAUCAGGAUCUUUAUUUUUAUCAUCAUCAGCAGCCGGAUAAAGAAAAAAAGGGGCAGGUUGAGCUCUUCCCAGCCUCUCCUCUUGGCUGGGGGUGCGCGGACAGGGCGCAUGAAGGAUGCCACAUGAACUAUGCUGCAUCCUCAUCCUACAGUGAAGAAGCCCAGCUGUUGGUUUUGCUGUGAUUAUGUUCGCAUGGAGCUUUUGGUCUGAUGGGAAGCAGAAACUGAAGGAAGCGACAGGAGCCGAUGCUGCGCCUCCCCAGACCUCUGAGCUGAAUUCCAGUGAGACCGUGGCACCUCCCUGCGUGCAUGAGUGUAAGGGUGUGAGUGUGUGUGUGUGUGAGAGCAAGUGAGCGCCAGCGCUCCCACAUGGCCUCCAUGCAGGACGGGCUGAACUUCACGGCUCCUCCCUACGGCAAGGUCCUGCUGCUGGGCGCUAUCGCUGCUGCCUCAGCCUUUGUUGUUACCAUCCUUAUAGUGGUGCUCUGUGUGGGCUGCCAGAGGAAGGGGAAGACACACAAUGUCCCCGGUGAAGGUGGAAAACACCGCCUCAUGGACGUGGGUAUACUCAAACAGUCAAAGCUGCGGUCCAUCAGUAAAUCUGAUACCGAGAUGAACAAGAUGAACUGCAAUGGCAAAAUUGAUUUUUGGGACAUGAACGCAAAGCAUCGGGGUAUGAUCUGCAGGCAGCUUCCCCAGAUCCCCUCUGGGACUGGAGAGGACAGCGAGCACACUUAUUCAGAAGUGGGCCAACGUUCCUCCACUACACGUACUGACGAUGCCCUCUACGCCAUGGUAGGCAGGGCCGGGCAGACGGACACUCCGGCCCCUCCGGCCGUUCCAGCCAACACCCCGGCGCCCCCUGACCCAGAUGGCGAGGUGGACGGAGGGCUCCCUGAACCCGAGGCGCCGGUCAUGUCUCCCCCGCACCCUCCAGAGACGGCGGAGUACGCCUGCGUCAGGAAACUGAGGAAGGCUGAAAAGGCGCCUCAGAAGAGGGACAGUGGGACGGAUAUGGCGGAGCCACCAGCGCCGCCUCUACGCCACGGGCCGCCUUCGCAUCCCGCCCCUCCACCGCCACACCCCCACAGCACAAAGUUGCCUCGUAGAAACAUUGAGGCCUUCAAUGUCCCAUCAUUUCCAAAGGAAGUGAUGUUUAUGGGAAACGGAGAGCAGUACAUCUGGAAGCCUCCAGAGGAGGAUGACAUGCUGAUGCUCCAGAAUAAAGCUCUGGGUCCACUGGGAGCUCAUACAAUGGAGAAUUUACAACCAUCUGCAGCAGUGGUGGCUGAGAUGUACUCCAAAGUCUGCAAACCUGGCAAGAAGAAGAGAGCGAUGCCAGGGUCUCCACCAGCCAACCUUGGCUUCCGGACCUUAGGUCGAGGCGACUGGGACCGGGAUCGAGACGGUGGAUUCAGUGUGGUGGUCAAACCUCAGACAUGGGCCCCUCAAGAAGGCAAAGCAGCUGGGGGAUCCCUGGACGACCACUGCUACGAGUCCAUCGGCACGGAGGAGUGCGAUCAAGCGUACGAUAACCUGGAAGGUGGAGGCGCAUGGAAAAGGGAGAGGCCUCCGAACACAUGUGCCACCCUUCGACCAAGGAGGAAGAAAGCCCAGCAGCCCCUGCAGCAGCAGCAUCCUCCACCCCCGCCGCCCACGCAGCAGACCCCCAAGUUACAACACCUGCCUGCCAAAGCCCUGCUGCUGCCGGGAGAGAACCUGUAUGAGAGCAUCGGUGACCUGAAGCAGGGCUCCGCCACAUCCAGCACCACCACCAUCUUCACCUUUAACGACGGCAUGGAGAUGUAUGUUACAGGGCUCUGAGGCAGCGGCUGCACUGUGACCCCCAUCGACACCGCGAGGAGUGACUGCUGGGUCCCUGUCAUGCUCACCCACACAUACUGUUUACAUUUAAGUCAUAACAUCAGGCCUUUCACAGGCUCCAGAGGCCUUGGGUGGUAAUGUUGAUCUGUUAUGACCUGGGCUGAAUACAAAGUCCUGUCUGCAAACCUUAAAAGAAUCCAAAGGUAGUAAAUAAUAAAUGAGCACAAGACCAUCACAGAGCAAUCUGUAGGCAAACAGUAGCACUUCAGUUUUACUGAUACGUCUGUGCAAAGCACAAUAAAGUUAGAAGCCUAAAUUCUUCCUCAAUUGUUGCGGGUAAAAAUAGUCCUUUAUUCGGUCCGAGCCGGACCUCUAAUUGGGGAAUUAUUUUAGUAGCACUUCCCUGUAUAUUUGACCAGAUGUGAUUUAGGAUAGAAUUUAAAUGAAACAUAAAUAAAAAAAAACUCUUGAAAGCUCAGGGAUCAAGAAUUAUAUAACCAAGUAUUUUAAUUAAAAAAAUAAUUGCACACAUAUUGCAUUCCUCCUAAACGCUUUGACAAAUUAAGACCAUUUCACCUUAACAAAAAAAA